Dreissena polymorpha is the source of this 1265-nucleotide messenger RNA. RefSeq names its product tafazzin-like. Gene Ontology annotation, molecular function: 1-acylglycerophosphocholine O-acyltransferase activity. The transcript has 8 exons. The record is from RefSeq and is a predicted model, not a curated record. Bases 25 to 963 code for a protein of 312 amino acids. Gene Ontology annotation, biological process: cardiolipin acyl-chain remodeling; inner mitochondrial membrane organization. Gene Ontology annotation, cellular component: mitochondrial membrane. NCBI's taxonomy places the organism in Eukaryota, Metazoa, Mollusca, Bivalvia, Myida, Dreissenidae.
CGGAACGAUCACUGAUAAGGCGUCAUGUCAAUUGCAACGCGUAGCAUUAACCUUUGUGUUCGUAAGCGAACCACUGAGAACGGUGUUUACGAAAGGUUAUUGAAUAUGCCAUCUAAAACGGAUAGUCGAUUAUGGACUUUGGCUUCAAACAUUACUAAAUGUAUUGUACAAUGCCUAUGCAAACUCUGGUUAGAGACAUUGAACACAACCAAGGUUGUCAACAAAGAGACAUUUCUGAAACUCACCAAGUCCAGAGAGCCUGGAAGGGGACUGGUCACCGUUAGCAACCACCACUCAUUCUGGGAUGAUCCUUUACUAUGGGGUUUCCGUCCCUGGAGCAGUAUACUCAACCUGGGUUCACCAUGUCGCUGGGUACCGGCCGCAAAGGAAGUCUGCUUCAAGUCUCCUGCUUCCACUCUGUUCUACACUCUUGGGCAGUGUAUCCCCAUUGUGCGGGGUCACGGGGUGUACCAGGAGGCCAUGAACCAAAUCCUGGACAAGGUCAACACUGGACAGUGGGUCCACAUAUUCCCAGAAGGCUCGGUGAAUGAAAAAAAGGUUCGAUGGAGACUGAAGUGGGGGGUGAGUCGGAUCAUAGCAGAUGCUGAUGUCACCCCCAUAGUGCUACCAAUCUAUCAUAUAGGACUGGAUACAAUUUCACCAAUUAAAACUCCUAAUUGGCUUCGCGUGGGAAAGACUGUUACCAUAGUGAUAGGAGAACCAAUAGACUACACAAAUGAAGUGACCAGAAUGAAGGAAUGCCAAAUGUCUUCGGAGGAGAUACUGAAGGCAAUUACAGAUGAUAUUGAGGAGAAAUUUUAUUUGCUAAAAGAGGAAACAGAACGGGUUCAUUUCCCUCGUAUUGGGUUGACAUUUCCCAGAGGGGUAUCGUCGCAGGUAGAUGAGAAGUUGUCAGCAGCCAAUGGAACAGACGUGACAUCACAGCCCAGCAAUGGCAGAUAGCAAAACAGCUUCAUUGGAAAAUAUAUACACAUGUUGUUUUUAUUGUUAUGUGGAUUUUUUAAAGAAAAAUCUUGCUUAUAAAUUAGUCAAAACUUGGCUGGCAGGUGUUUUGGGCAAAUGUUAUAUGGUAACAAUUGAAAUUAAAGUUCUGUGUUUUACAUAUUUUCAUGCCCCUAGUAGGGCACAGGUAGUUAGCGUGUGGCUAUGAUAUUAAUGAGUGAAAACAUCAUUUUGAAUGAUCAUAAAUUAUCAUAUUUUAACGUAAAAAUCAACUUUUCUGAAAAAAUAAAAUUACUAUCAAA